This is a messenger RNA of Saprolegnia parasitica CBS 223.65, 735 nucleotides long. RefSeq lists its product as hypothetical. The record is from RefSeq and is a predicted model, not a curated record. The transcript has a single exon. The coding region runs from base 1 to 735 and encodes 244 amino acids. Lineage: Eukaryota; Oomycota; Saprolegniomycetes; Saprolegniales; Saprolegniaceae.
AUGCGUUGCGUGCUUCGCGCAGUCGUGCUUGUCCUUGCAGCGAUCGCGACGACGACGGCGCUUUCGGAUGCCAUCUCGUGCUCUACGAUAGCGAAUUGCCCGACCGUGCCGUGCCACACGGUGAGCGCCUGCUCGUGCGGCGUCUGCCACUACACCCAGCUCGCCGCCAAGACGCUCUGCCCGGGCCAGAGCUGCUCCAACGGACGGCCCUGCGACGACGACGCCAAGGACUUUUGCAACGCCAACGGCAAGUGUGUCGACGCCGUCAAGCGCGCUGGCACCAAAUGUGAGACCCCGUGCUUUAAGAAUGCGAAAUGCGACGGCGAGUCCGGGAUGUGUCCAGCGACCAAGCCGUCCCGGGCUGGCACUGCAUGCACAGGCAGCAACAACGACGGUCUCUGCGAUGCGCCGGAUACGUGCGAUGGCGCUGGGCAAUGCAAAGACAACUACAAGCCCAAAGGGACGCUGUGCCAAGCGGGCGGAGGCUACUCGAACAAGCCGAGCUACUACUGCACGGGCACUACCGGGACGUGCGACUCGAGCAGCGUCGUGCUCGCCGCGGGCAAGGCAGCGCCCGUCUACGAAGAGAGGAGUGGUGCGUUCGUGGUCUCGGCCGCGUAUGUGGCCGUCGGCGUCGCCGGGCUCGUCGUCGUCGCGGCGGUGCUGGUGCAGCAGCGCCGUGCACCGCAAACAGUGUUGUUUGUCGACGAUGGCUACUUGCCACUGGUGAUGUAG